GAACACGCUGCUGGGUUUGUCACCAGAACAGCCGCUUUCUCUCAGCAACGUUUGCUUUCUCAACCUCGUUCGCAAAACUUCUUAGAGUUCUUGAAAUUACUUCCUUUGUCGUGGUGCUAUUCUUAAGGUGCUUCUUCGAGUUUCCCGAAAGCGUUGUGUUAACGGGCCAUAUGUAUUUCUCGUUUUCGUAGUCGUAGGUCUUUCUUCUUCUGUCUUCCGCGCUGCUCUCAGCAAGCAUUUCCUCUUAAAUCAUAUUACUUGAAAGUUCUAUUUUCCGUCUUUUUCCAGAAAACUCAUCUCCACUAUGUUUCCGCAAAUGCACUCGAUUGUCGACUAUGUCUGUUCCCUUCAUUUCCUCCCCAUAGGAGCCUCUGUGGUGCUGCCGGGCGUUGCGUUGUUUUACGCCGCCUCGUGGCUCACCUGCGCCGGGCUGUGCGUUGCUUGUUUGCUUGUCUCCGCCGCUGCCUUCUUUUUUGAGCCUCUCCUGACGUUAGCGCCGAUGGGUGGCCACUACAAUGUGGGGUUGAAGGAGCUGCGCGGCGACUUGGCGGCAAGGAAGCCGCCCAUCUCCGUUUUCUACCCCACCACGUCCGCCCCCGAUCCAUGCGGUGUGGACUGCAUCCCGUUUCACGAUACCCAGUACCUGCGCGGGAUGGCGCGUUUUGCCGGGGUGCCUUUCUUUCUGUUGAGGGACCUUCUCUUCAACCGUUGCUGCAUGCGGGCCGACGCCCCACCGGCGCAGCUCUUCCAGGAGGAGGGCAUGCCCCGCCCCAUUGCCGUCUUCAGCCAUGGCUACGCUGGAUUUCCUCGCCUCUACAACGCUCUGUUGAUGGACAUGGCGGCACGUGGGGUGGUGGUGUUCGCUGUUACCCACAUGGAUACGAGUGCCUCCUACUGCCGAGACGCCGGUGGCAGCCUUCACAUCCCAUUCAUCGCGGAUACAAAGUGGACCACCGAGGCGACCGAGCCGCUGCUGGCUAUGCGGGUGCGGGAAACACGUAACACCAUUCGAGGUGUUCGCACCGGCGAGCUGCUGCGGUCGCUGGGCUACACGAAGGAGGUAGUGGACCGGUACCUUGCGAUGGACCAGCCGAUCCACCUGGUCGGGCACUCCUUUGGUGGUGCAACCGCCAUGGUCGCUUCGUUGGAAGAGGAGAAGGCGGCGAAGGACAACAAAGUGCCAUCACCUAUUGCGUCUGUCGUCGCCUACGAUCCUUGGGGCGUGCCAAUGAAGGAGGAUAUGUUCCUACGGAGGCUUAUCGAUCGGAAAGACCCUUGUCACUAUACCACCCCGACGCUGCUUUUUUUUUCAGAAGCCUGGAUACACGAUAAGGCGCAGUGCGACUUCUUCGCCGAUGCUCAUAACGUGAUUACGAUGCAGGAGCACACGGAGGAAGAGGCGGCCGUGAUUGACGCGGCGAAUCGAAAGUUGAAGAGCCAGAACGCUACGUGGUACACACGUAGAGAUGUUUACGGCACGGGUCACCUGUCCUUCACGGAUGCCGUUCUUUUUAGUCGGGUUGUGCACCGCAAGAGCUACAUGAAAGUGGCACCCCGUGCCUCCAUCGUGGGCUUUGCACACGGCACGGUUCAGUUUAUGAAGACCAUUGCGGGUCCGAUUCCGUUCGGGAAGGACAUGGCUAGCGACCCUGCUCUCACUGCCGUGUUCCAUCGUUAG
Leptomonas pyrrhocoris is the source of this 1678-nucleotide messenger RNA. RefSeq names its product putative Phospholipase A2-like protein. The coding region runs from base 500 to 1678 and encodes 392 amino acids. NCBI's taxonomy places the organism in Eukaryota, Euglenozoa, Kinetoplastea, Trypanosomatida, Trypanosomatidae. Gene Ontology annotation, molecular function: 1-alkyl-2-acetylglycerophosphocholine esterase activity. The transcript has a single exon. The record is from RefSeq and is a predicted model, not a curated record.